Molecule: messenger RNA, 1145 nt
Organism: Paramormyrops kingsleyae
Lineage: Eukaryota; Metazoa; Chordata; Actinopteri; Osteoglossiformes; Mormyridae
Source: RefSeq, a predicted model, not a curated record
CAUUUCCUGAUUGAGGACUUGCAACCACACCUCAGCUGGUGAUUUCGCGUGCAAUCUCAGGGGCAAGGCGGAGGGUAGAAAUGCAGUUUUCUUCGAGGGCCUCCCUGCUCUUUUAAACCUCCUGACCAGUUUGAAACUUUAACAGCGCAGGUCCCUCCCAGAGCUGGGGAAGUUCUGAAGAAACAGAAAAGCAAGCAGCAGCGGAGAGGACUUGGAGCAGAACCUUUGGAGGUUUGGGGAGACGUCCACACUGACUGCUUUUGAGACUGCCCUCGGUAUCGGACUGAUUCUGGAUGGCUCUUGAUUUAAUAGGACUUCAUCGAUUUGAAGACUAGCCCUCGUCUUCAGUUACGUCGUCAACUGCCAGUAAGGCGGCAGGACGGGCAAGGAAUUAAAUUGGCAGAUGCCAGGGAUGAGUGAAUUCUGGCACAAGAUGAGUUGCUGUGUGGUGACCAAACCCCCACCGAAGAAGAAGAGGAGAAAGAUUGAUCGCAGCAUGAUUGGGGAGCCCAUGAACUUCGUCCACCUGACACACAUCGGCUCUGGGGAAAUGGCUGAAGGAAUGCCUCCGUUGGGGUCAAUGCAGAAGAUGAGGUCGAAAGUGCACAGCACCAAUGGUCACAGUGGUGUGUGAUAACUGCCCAGCGGGAAAUGGCAAAUAUCAGGACCUCCCUUAUCCUUCUAAAAUUCCCUAGCAGUUACUUCAGUCCCAGAACAGCACUUAACCAUGUCCCUGCGCAGUGUCCAUCCUACGUCUUCACCCCACUGGGAACCAGUGAGGUGUGUGUGCUGGACACUAACGGCUGUGGACAGCCUUGAAUGGUCUGAACUUUUAUAUACUUGUAAUGCAAAGUGUUUUCUGAGUGUACAAAACCCUGCUGCUGCUGCCAGUCAACACGGAUGUUAUUAAUACUGGGAAAUCAGUCAGAUAAUGGUGCCGGCUUCCUUUUAAGGGUCUUGUAUGUGUGUAUAUAUGGCACUGCAGUACUUGAGGUUUUAACUUGGUUUUAGUUUGUGUUAUCAGUGUGUAAUCGGCGUGUCUUAUUAACCUAUUAGAGUAUUAUUGCGGUUUUGGUGCAGAUUCCACUGCCAGUUCCCUUUUGAGGGAAUAUCCAGGUCAAGGCAGUGGUGCCAAAUUGUAUGCG